This is a messenger RNA of Nematocida homosporus, 534 nucleotides long. Its product is annotated as 60S ribosome subunit biogenesis protein NIP7. Gene Ontology annotation, cellular component: nucleus. Gene Ontology annotation, molecular function: RNA binding. The transcript has a single exon. The coding region runs from base 1 to 534 and encodes 177 amino acids. The record is from RefSeq and is a predicted model, not a curated record. Lineage: Eukaryota; Fungi; Microsporidia. Gene Ontology annotation, biological process: ribosome assembly.
AUGCGUGAACUAACUAGUUUAGAACUUGAAAAAGUAGAAAAGAAGGUAAAGCAGUAUAUUGGGAGUAACUUUGGUUCGUUCUUAAAUCCGAUGUUUCGUUUGGUUUUGAAUAAUCAGAAAGUUUAUUAUGUAUCAACCGAUUUACUUAAACGGGCCCAAUUAGUGGCUCGUGAUAAUUUAGUUUGUUUGGGGACUUGUUUGGGCCGUUUUACUAAAUCAGGACAUUUUAGGAUUAAGAUAACGGCUUUGAGUAUUUUAUGGAACUAUUGCUUGAACCGGGUGCGAGUGAAACCGACGGCUGAGAUGAGUGUGCUUUAUGGUAACCAUGUACAACGGGCGCACUUAGUAGGCAUUCCUACGGAGGUGAAGAAGAAUGCUGGCGUGGUUUUGUGCACAGUUCAUGAUAUUCCCUUGGGUUUUGGAAUUAUGACGAAAUCGGGUACGGAAAUUGUUUCGGGAGAUCGGACGGCUGUAGUAGUAGUUCGACAUGGAGAUGCUGGAGAGUACUUGCGUAAUGAAGCUGAUUUGAUGUGA